GCUGCCGGAGGUAUAAAUGAAGGUUUCUCCGUCAGGAGUCUAUUCUGUUAAGUACGAGAAAAAAGAAACAUGUCUGGACGCGGAAAGGGGGCAGGAAAGGCCAGAGCCAAGGCUAAGAGCCGCUCUUCCCGGGCAGGACUCCAGUUCCCGGUCGGUCGUGUUCACAGACUGCUGAGGAAAGGCACUUAUGCCGAGCGUGUCGGUGCCGGCGCUCCGGUCUACCUGGCGGCGGUGCUGGAGUACCUGACCGCCGAGAUCCUGGAGCUGGCCGGAAACGCUGCCCGCGACAACAAGAAGACCAGGAUCAUCCCGCGCCAUCUGCAGCUGGCGGUCCGCAACGACGAGGAGCUCAACAAGCUGCUGGGCGGAGUGACCAUCGCUCAGGGUGGUGUCCUGCCUAACAUCCAGGCGGUGCUGCUGCCCAAGAAGACCGACAAGCCCGCCAAGAAGUGAAGACCCGGACCUGAAAACCCACCAACGGCUCUUUUAAGAGCCCAACACCUCCACAGCUAAAGAGCGCGUUUCUCUGAUCACUUCAACUGUCAAUAAACUCGGUCUUCAUCAUAACUCCUGAUUAAACCUCUUCGUCAGAUCAAUAAUCUAACGAUCAGCAGGUUCUGACCUGAUUCCUGACCGGGACUGCAGUAGUAUAGUGUCUAAUAUCCGGACGACGUGAGGCUAUGACCGCCCUUCCUGUUGUCUGUUUCAGGGCCUUCGUGUUUUGCUGAAUAUUAUGAACAUUUUGCUUCACAAGCCGGUUCACACUGAACCGGAACCAAUGGCUGCGACUUGGUCAGAUAGUCCUGAAGUGGUUUUAAAAAGUCUUAGCUGUCCCGUUCCAGCUGUUCUCAUCAGGUGACUAAACAUGUCCCAUGAUUUCCUGUGAUUGGUUAGAGGAAACAGCACCCUCUGGUGGACUGACAGAGCGUGCUGUUUCCUCAGAUCGUGAAUGCUGAGCGACAGUUAUUGAUUAUGUAUAUGCGGUGGUCUCCAUGGCGGAUCCACUGAGCGGGGGUCUGUUUUGGCUGUUCAGGACAUCACUGAGAAUAAACGUUGGAACACAUUGAUCAGGAGCCUCGUGCUGACUCGUCUAAAAUAUAUCCAGUGAAGAAAAGCUGAGAGAUUUUAGACUGAUAGAGUAUUUCUGUGGAACUGAGGAAGAAACAGUUUGCCAUCUGGUUUAUCUCUGUGUGUAAAAAUUCACAUUCACAAGAAGAAAUGGACUGACCAAACCAGCUUUGAUCAUUUUCUAUUAUUGGUCGACUGUCAGCUGCCUGCAGAGCAAGAAAGCUCUGAAAACUGUUUGGGACAGGUUAGGGUUAAAAAAAAUAAGACUUUUUUUAACCCUAAAUAUUCAGUUACAGUAAGUGUAGUAUAUAUAUUUAACUACACAGCAGAGUUGUACAAUGUGUCAUCUCCACCAUGUCAGUGACAUCAUCAGGGUGCGCCUGGUGGAACUGGCGGGAAGACUACGUCACUGUGAGGUGAGGAUCUGUUUACUAACAGUCAUUCAUUUAUUUCACAUCUUUCACAUGUUUUAUUCUUCGGAAUGAGGAGUGAAUAUUUAAACGUGUCGGCUGAACCGGAAGCUUUGCUCUGUCAGGGAGUCUGUGGCUCUGAAAAGAGCCUUUGUGCGGUGGGUAAACUGGUCUCAGAUCAGUUUUAAGCCCUCUCUCCGCGGAUGCGGCGGGCCAGCUGGAUGUCUUUGGGCAUGAUGGUGACCCUCUUGGCGUGGAUGGCGCACAGGUUGGUGUCCUCGAACAGGCCGACCAGGUAAGCCUCGCUGGCCUCCUGCAGGGCCAUGACGGCCGAGCUCUGGAAGCGCAGGUCGGUCUUGAAGUCCUGAGCGAUCUCCCUGACCAGGCGCUGGAAGGGCAGCUUGCGGAUCAGCAGCUCGGUGGAUUUCUGGUAGCGGCGGAUCUCCCUCAGAGCCACGGUACCGGGCCGGUAGCGGUGAGGCUUCUUCACUCCGCCGGUGGCCGGAGCGCUCUUUCGGGCAGCUUUGGUCGCCAGCUGCUUCCUGGGAGCUUUUCCUCCGGUGGACUUCCUGGCGGUCUGCUUGGUCCGAGCCAUGGUUCUCUGAUCUGUGUUGGAUGAAGAGUAGCUACCGGACCCCCGGCAGCCGCUUAUAAACCAACCGCAGACCGACGUCAGCGCUCAUUGGUCCAGCCCGAGAGAAGCCCGCGCUAAAGCUCAUCAGCUAUUGGACAAGACAAUUCAAACUGUUCAGACCCCAACAGCUGCACAAAGCCGGAGAAGAAGAGAAGAAGAGAGAGACGGCGUCUCUGAGGACUCAGAUAUCUUUAUAUCUAUCUAUAUAUAUUGAUAUAUAUAUACGACCAUCUUUCUAUAUCACUAUAUAUGGAGAGAUCUCUAAAUAGCCACAAACUGCACAUGGUGGGAUAAAGUAACAGCAUUUAGUUAUAAAUGUUUGUGUCACAGUAGAAAACCAAGAUUCAGUAUUUCUUUAUUGUCAUUGAGCCUGACAUGUCAAUGAAACGUGCAUUGCAGCCCCCAUGUUAGAAACAAGAUAAGAUCCUAAAAUAAAAUUAAGACACUAGAAUAAAAUAAACUAACAUGCAGUAAAAAAAUGUUCGGAAAUGCAAUUAAGCUACUUUAAUUGUCCCUGUGGGGAAAUUUUUCCUGGACUCUGUCCAGCUGCAGUUAAAAUGUAUUUAUAUAAAGAGACUUUAUUUAUCCCAAGCUGGGACAUUGCAGUGCAGCAGCAGCAUCACACACAGUGAAAUAAGACUAAAGAACAAACUAUUCAUAAAAUAGCAAACAGUAGUAAUGAAAAGUAUUGUACAAAAAACAGAAUAUCUACAGCAAAUGGCAGUGAGUAGAAAAUAAAGUUCACCGCGACUGUAACUAAAACACAGUGAAAAUUUGUUUAACAGGACCUUAAAGAACAAACUAUAUAUGAUAUCAAAAAUAUUCCAGUUCAUGUAUAUUUUAUAUACACACAUACACACAGCUACUUUGUAGCCUUCAGAUGAAAUACUGCUGGUCCUGAAGUGACGCGACCUGAACCCGGUUCGGUUCUGCACUACAUGAGGUCUGAGGUGAUGAACUCUGGGGGCACAGAGCUGUUAGCCGUUAGCUGCUAGCUACACGCCACAGACAGAAUGGAGACGGGGGUCAUUUCAGUGUAGAAGCUAAUACAACUAGCUACUACUAAUGCUAACAGACACGCUGCUGACGUUUAUGUGACGUUCAGGUUGGUCUGUACACACUCACCUGG
Chelmon rostratus (copperband butterflyfish) is the source of this 3241-nucleotide messenger RNA. RefSeq names its product late histone H2A.L3. Gene Ontology annotation, molecular function: structural constituent of chromatin; protein heterodimerization activity; DNA binding. Bases 70 to 453 code for a protein of 127 amino acids. NCBI's taxonomy places the organism in Eukaryota, Metazoa, Chordata, Actinopteri, Chaetodontiformes, Chaetodontidae. The record is from RefSeq and is a predicted model, not a curated record. Gene Ontology annotation, cellular component: nucleosome. The transcript has a single exon.